AUGGUUCGUGGUAGUGAUAUCAUUCUCAUCUUGGUUGCAAUCUUAUUCCCACCUGCUGCAGUGGCAGUCUUAACAGGAUGCUCAUGUGAUCUCUUGAUCAACAUUUGCUUGACAAUCUUGGGUUAUCUUCCCGGUCACGUCCAUGCUUUCUGGCUCAUCUACAAGAAGAUGAAGGCCGAAGAACAAUAUGGCUUGAACGGAUUCGUUUACGUUGGAAGCGGAAAGUACGAAGCUAAACCAGGUGCACAAAUCAACGUUCCACCACCAAACUACGGAGCUGUGCCACAAUAGAGCACUAUGAGCUCAACUUUCAUCUUAGGGUGUUUCUUAUCAGAUCGGCUACAGAUGAAUUGAUUCACCAUCAUUUUCCAUAUUCUCUUGUUUGCUCUCCCUUGCACAAUGUCAUCCAAAAGCUAUUUUUUCCACUGUCAAUGGAUAUUAUAAGAAUAUCAAUAGCAUUAUGAUGAUUACCAUCAUACGUCCUUGUACGGCCGG
Messenger RNA from Meira miltonrushii, 495 nucleotides. RefSeq names its product UPF0057-domain-containing protein. The record is from RefSeq and is a predicted model, not a curated record. Bases 1 to 291 code for a protein of 96 amino acids. The transcript has 4 exons. NCBI's taxonomy places the organism in Eukaryota, Fungi, Basidiomycota, Exobasidiomycetes, Exobasidiales, Brachybasidiaceae. Gene Ontology annotation, cellular component: membrane.